AUGGUGGACUGCAAGACCCGGGCCUGCGACUUGAGCGAGUACGUCGUGCGGCUGUGCAAGGAUAGGGUGUUCGCAUCCUAUCUCUCCAGCUACUAUGGAGACUCUGCUGACCUUCGCCUCUUUCACAAGGAUCAGACGCCCCCGGCAUCUGUGGUACACAUCCCUGGUUUGCGCGCUCUCGUCGACUCGUCUCAUGAGCACUUCAUUCCUCCGCCUGCUCAGCGCAAUGUGACCCCUCUUGUCAUGCGCGUCUUCCCUCGCCAUGUGCAUGCUCGCGCUGCGCUGACCGAUCAGCAGCGUGAUAUCCUUACCUUGCACAGCCGCACGACGUACUCGCUCAAGUCGCAGGCCCGGGUCUUGCAGUCCACCAUCUUCGCUCAUUUUCCUGAGCAGGACCUGAGCCACUCUCCGAUGCGAGUCUCGAGCUACUACCCCCUCAAGGCCUUCCCGCAUCGCUAUGCUCAGAUGCUCGACUGCUAUCUCCAUGGCAUGCCGAUCUGCCAGUGUCCGACGAAAUGUGGUGGAUGUCAGCGCGAGCUCGAUCCCUCCGUUGCUGCGCAUCAUCUCCAGACCUGCAAACGCCGAUCCUCCAAGCUUCCCACGGCGCAUGACAAGGCUUACUCGUACGAUUCGGUCGAUGCUGAACGAAGCUGGUCUUCAGAGCGUCAUCGAUACAGUCGGGGAUCCUCGUUCUCGACGGCAGGUACCCUCCCAUCCUCAUGGCCGCACUGGCAGAUGAAGGGCGAUAUCCACAUUCCUGGAAUCCGCGAUCGAGGGUCCGAGCAGUACGAGGGCUUGAUGGCGGACGUGACGUUGGUCCACCCUUACAUUGGUAGCUCUGCCGACCUGACCAAGUGGGGGGAGGUCAACCUCGACGCCCUCCAUGUUGCAGCGUCUGAGAAGAUUCGCAAACAUCGCGCUGCAUAUGCCAUGACUACUCCUCCUCGAGCGUUCAUCCCUCUUGCCAUCUCGACGGACGGUACCCUGCAUCCUGACACCCUCCGCUUCAUCUGGUAUCUCGCGGACAUCAUUGCUCAGCGCUCAAUGCCUCUUGAGGAUGCGGCGUUUGGUCGGCACUUCGUGCCUGAUGACGGCCCUGCUGCUGAGGUCUUGGCUCGCAAACGCGCCGCCACCUAUCAGCGCCUCACCAUGCAGCUGACGCUGGAGGCGCUCUUGUCUGAGGACAGCUCCUCCUCGGACUUUGUCGAGUCGCCCGAGGAGGAGUCUUCGCCGGAGGUCUCCGACUCCGAUGGGGGACACCCUUCGAGUGGCCCCGACGAUCGGCGCGGAGCUGGCGAGGCGUCUCCGUCCCUCACUGUGACGUCGGGUGCCUCCGGAGAGCUCGACACCACUGGGGUGCUUGCUGCUGGUCCGAGCUCGCCUGCUUCCUCCCCGGCAUCGGUCGGGUCACGCCGGUCCUUGGGCAUUGCCGCGGCGUCGCCGCCGUCAAGGGCGGCUACCACUGACUCGGCUACCGCUGACUCGGAGGCUAGCGAGGAGGACUACCUCGAGCGGUACCGUGUUCAUGUGUCCAGCCUCCCUCCGUCCGCUGCCCCAGGCGGACCCCCGGGCAGCGCCGGCUCCUUGUCGGCGGCUGCCCUUUCUCCGUCCGCGGCCGCCCGCUUUGUGGCGGCAGCGGACGUCUCGACUGACAGUGGUCAGUCGGCUGCCUCCGGGUAUCGCGUCUAA
Guillardia theta CCMP2712 is the source of this 1689-nucleotide messenger RNA. RefSeq lists its product as hypothetical. Lineage: Eukaryota; Cryptophyceae; Pyrenomonadales; Geminigeraceae. The transcript has 4 exons. The record is from RefSeq and is a predicted model, not a curated record. Bases 1 to 1689 code for a protein of 562 amino acids.